GCCAUCUCUAGCCAAAACAACAAACAGCUGAUAGCAGGGAGCCAAUUGGAAGUAUUUUGUGAUUUCGCACCGCUAAUUCAAAGUCUUCUCCCGGAUUUUAGGAUGUCUGCCCUGCGCCGUGACGUGUCUCCCUUCUUCCAGCGCCUUCGGGCCUUCCUCCUGGGUCGGGAGCACAACUUGGCGCUGCGCUUCGAGGAUGGUUUGGCUGAACGCACCCAGCCCCAGCCAGUGCUCCCCGAUGGACCCUCGCACCUGUUAUCGGCCAACUACUAUUGCCAGCGUGAUGGUCGCCGCGAGGUGAUUCCCCCCAUCGAUCUGGUGGCCCAACAGCAGCAGUUGGAGGCUGAAGCCGCCGGCGCAGCUAAGGCAUCGACCAGCAAGCUGCCCACUCCCGGCAAGGUGUACUCCUGGGACUAAAGUCCUCAGCCCCAUCGAGGCAAAGUCCUACUUUUUUUUUGAGUUGUAUCUUGAGACGGUUAAAGCUAAUAUAUAGAAUCCAUUCAAA
Messenger RNA from Drosophila bipectinata, 505 nucleotides. It is a transcript of the gene ND-B14.5A, whose product is annotated as NADH dehydrogenase (ubiquinone) B14.5 A subunit. The record is from RefSeq and is a predicted model, not a curated record. Gene Ontology annotation, biological process: mitochondrial electron transport, NADH to ubiquinone; ATP synthesis coupled electron transport. NCBI's taxonomy places the organism in Eukaryota, Metazoa, Arthropoda, Insecta, Diptera, Drosophilidae. Gene Ontology annotation, cellular component: mitochondrial inner membrane.